Penicillium pulvis is the source of this 675-nucleotide messenger RNA. RefSeq names its product fungal specific transcription factor domain-containing protein. Lineage: Eukaryota; Fungi; Ascomycota; Eurotiomycetes; Eurotiales; Aspergillaceae. The record is from RefSeq and is a predicted model, not a curated record. The transcript is spliced from 2 exons. The coding region runs from base 1 to 675 and encodes 224 amino acids.
AUGGCCGAACCAACUUUGGACUGCCACAGUGUGACGGACGACAACCGGAAGCGUCCAGCACCCCGGACUCGCGCAACAGCCACAAAUUCCGUCUUUGCCAAUGGCCGGCAGUGCCAGUCGCAACUUUUAGUCUUGCAAGAUCAUCUGCCAGCGUACUCAAGAGCGGUCAAAUCGUACGAAGCACUGAUCGAAGAGAUCCGCGCCAGAUUGGAUAGCUCCCAACAGGCCGGUCUGGAUCUUAGCCUCCAGGAUAUUCGAAGUCUCGUGCCACAGGAACCGAGAGAGGUUGAGCAGGUGCCUAGCAGUGCAAAUAUCAGCGCACAAGUUGGAACCCCAGCGGCUUCUCCAACGACGUAUGUAGGCAAGGCAAGCGACAUCCAUUUCAUUCAGAGCGUACACCAUUGUGUUCAUGGGCAUGAGUCUGGUAAGGAUGUGUCUGCUCAGAAUUACAGCCAAACCUACGUUUCACAGAGUUUGACGGCUCUGACGCACCCAUUGCUAUUUCCGUCACAGGCAGAGUCGGAUCAAUUUCUAGAUGUCUAUUUGUCGACAAUCCACAUUGCGUAUCCUUUUUUCUCCAGAUCAAUUCUGCUUGACGCAUUCGAGCGCUUUCGGAAUGGGGAAGUUCAAGAGCCAGAAUUUCGCCCUUGGCUCGCAAUUCUCAGUAAAGCCUAG